Molecule: messenger RNA, 1764 nt
Organism: Vicia villosa (hairy vetch)
Lineage: Eukaryota; Viridiplantae; Streptophyta; Magnoliopsida; Fabales; Fabaceae
Exons: 5
Coding region: 1-1764 (587 amino acids)
Biological process (GO): DNA integration
Molecular function (GO): nucleic acid binding; zinc ion binding
Source: RefSeq, a predicted model, not a curated record
AUGGCCAAAAUCAGUGAUGAACACCUUCAUCUCAUUCAAGUCCCCAUGGCUCUUUGGCCCGAAUAUGAAGCCAUACGAGCCUCACUGCUACAUCGAAAUCCGCUUCCAUCAUUGGACACUGCUAUUCAAGAAAUCAUUUUUGAAGAAACACGUUUGAACCUAGACAAAACUCCUCAAAUGGAUGCUUCUCUUGCAACUACUCGAUUCUCACAUCGGAAAUCGAAUCAUCAUCCAUGUAAGAAUUGCAAUCGCACCGGUCAUUUAUUUGCUAGAUGUCCUACUAUAGAGUGUAGGUACUGCCAUGGUAUCGGUCACAUUCUUGAACAUUGUCCUACGCGACCUCCAAAACAAAAUCGUGGCUUCACCAAAUCCAAGAAUGUUCCAAAGUCUAGAUCUUCAUCCAUCUCUGUUACUGCCACUGAAGGUUCGACGACCAUUACUAUGAGUGAUAUUGAAGCUUUAAUCAAACAGGUUAUGUCUUCCAACACCUCUACUGCCAUGUCUGCUACUCUGCAUGUACAGGAUCCACAGACGAAGCAUAUCAUUGGGACGGGUCGCAGGGUGGGUCGAUUAUUUGAGCUACAAUCUCUUCACCUUCCUAAAGAUCAUAUCUCUGCUGCUACUAUGAAUUCUCCAAUUCAUCAAUGGCAUCUUCGACUUGGUCACGCCUCAGCAAGCAAAAUUCAACCUCUAAUAUCUCGUGGGUUAUUAGGAUCCACAAAGUUUGAGCCUUUUGAUUGUUUACAUUGUAAACUUGCAAAACAACCAGCAUUAUCAUUUAAUCAUAGUGUUUCUAUUUCAGAUAGUCCUUUUGAUUUAAUUCAUUCAGAUAUUUGGGGGCCUUCUCCUAUUCUUCGCACAAACAAUGCAAUGGAAUACCGUGAAUUUUCCUUGCUUCAGUUUCUCAGUCAGCAAGGCAUCGUGGUUCAAUGUUCAUGCCCCCACACCUCCCAACAAAAUGGUCGUGCUGAACGAAAACACCGUCACAUCCUUGACUCUGUUCGUGCUCUUCUCCUCUCAGCCUCGUGUUCAGAGAACCUCAUGAGCACACAAAAUUACAACCAUGUGCUCGCUUGUGUUGCUUUCUUGGCUAUGGCACAUAACACAAAGGAUAUCGUUGUUGGGAUCCAAUCUUUAACAGAUUACGCAUCUCACACCAUGUUUCCUUUUGGGAAAACACAACAUAACUCUAAUGACCUUAAUACUCAUCUUCCGUCACCUGCUCCUAAUGAACUUGUUCCAGAUGUUGAGCUCAAUACUCGUCCGCCUUCACCUGCUCCUACUGAACCUGUUCCGGAUGUUGAUAUUGUACCUGCAUCUCGCCAUUCCACCCGAGUAAGUAAUCCACCUACUCGUCUUAAUGAUUACCAUUUUUACUCUGCUAUUAAAACUCUUCAUGAUCCUUCUUCUUAUCGAGAGGCAAGUACUAACCCCAUUUGGCAGCAAGCUAUGGCUGAAGAAAUUCAAGCUUUAGAAAAGACAAAUACUUGGGAAUUAGUUGAUCUUCCUGCAGAUAAGAUUCCUAUUGGAAGCAAAUGGAUCUACAAAAUUAAAACUCGCUCUGAUGGAACUGUAAAACGUUAUAAAGCUCGCCUAGUAGCCAAAGGUUACACUCAAGAGUAUGGUAUAGACUAUGAAGAGACAUAUGCUCCGGUAGCUCGAAUAACAUCUAUUCGUAGCCUCUUGGCCAUUGCUGCACUUCGUAAAUGGAAGCUUUUUCAGAUGGAUGUCAAAAAUGCCUUCCUUCACGGUGAUUUGACAUAG